Molecule: messenger RNA, 1007 nt
Organism: Solanum tuberosum (potato)
Lineage: Eukaryota; Viridiplantae; Streptophyta; Magnoliopsida; Solanales; Solanaceae
Exons: 2
Coding region: 77-739 (220 amino acids)
Biological process (GO): chloroplast fission
Source: RefSeq, a predicted model, not a curated record
UUUAAAAAGUAAAGGCAAGGUAACCUUUUCAAGUAUAAAAUGAAUUGAUUAAUGCUGCAUUUUUACUAUAUGAUAUAUGAAGAUGAAUAAUAGUUAUAAAGAUUUGCAUAAUCUUAGUGAGAGAACAGAGGUUUUAUAUGAUGAGAUUAGUGAUAGAAUUCGUCGCGAAGAAAUUAAUUUCUGUACACACUGUGCUGAACAUGGUCGUUAUUGCGGAAUCGAAGAACUCACAAUGGAAGAUAAGGAGAAAUUGAUUGGCAUUCAAGACUCAUUAAAGGAUCUUCAGAACAUGCUCCAGUUCUACCAGGCAUCAGAGUCUCGGCAGCAGAGACAUCACAAUGGCGCGCUUGUCCGUUUGGAAGCAAGUAGAAUGGUACUGAUAGACAAAUUAAACAAGUAUCCAACAUGGGGAAAUAAACUAGAAGUGAUUGAGGAGCUAAAAGAAUAUUUUGGCAAAGGAAUUAAAGAUGCAUUAUCAUGUUCUGAGAAUUUGGCAAAAACAGAACAGAAACAGAGUAAAGAUGAGAAAGAAAAGAAGAAAAGUUCAAGUUUUUUGGUCAUUUGCAUAAAAAGUUUAUUUAAUCCAUGGAAUUGGUAUCGUACGACAAGAAUUGCUGCGAUAGCUUUGAUCGUUAACGUUUACAGGAAUAGAAUGCAAGAUAAGAACAAGAUGUCUGUUCCAAGAUUGAAAAUUGGCUAUUUAGAUAGCCAAUUAGCUGUUACAUAUGGAAAGGGAUAACCAUGCGUGUAAAGUAAGAGUCGGAUCGUAAGGAUCUAUUGUACACAGUCUUAUCCUGCAUUUCUACAAUACAUUAUUUCCACAGUUCAAACCUGUGACCUCCUGAUCACAUGACAACAACUAACAACUGUAGUAGCUACGCCAACGCUUCCUUUCAAGGAAAGGGAACAAUUUCAAUCAAAAAUUUAGAUUGAAUACAUAGUAGUGUAUUAAUGUAUAUAGUUUCAUUUGUUUAUAAUUAAGGAUGAAAUAGCCUUGUGUUAUUAGU